Molecule: messenger RNA, 678 nt
Organism: Knipowitschia caucasica
Lineage: Eukaryota; Metazoa; Chordata; Actinopteri; Gobiiformes; Gobiidae
Source: the annotation of a GenBank genome assembly
AUGACUUUAUUUCAUUUCGGAAACUGCUUCGCAUUGGCAUAUUUUCCGUACUUCAUCACCUACAAGUGCAGUGGACUGUCAGAGUACAAUGCAUUCUGGAGGUGCGUUCAGGCUGGAGCCACUUAUCUUUUUGUGCAGCUAUGCAAGAUGCUCUUCUUGGCAACAUUUUUUCCGACAUGGGAAGGAGGAGCCGGAGUUUAUGACUUUGUUGGGGAAUUUAUGAAGUCAACAGUAGAUUUGGCCGACCUGCUGGGCCUCCAUCUGGUCAUGUCCCGUAAUGCUGGUAAAGGAGAAUAUAAAAUCAUGGUGGCUGCUAUGGGCUGGGCCACUGCUGAACUCAUAAUGUCCAGAUGUCUUCCUUUGUGGGUCGGAGCCAGAGGCAUUGAGUUUGACUGGAAAUACAUUCAGAUGAGCUUCGACUCUAACAUUAGCUUGGUGCACUACAUUGCUAUGGCUGCAGUAGUCUGGAUGUUCACCAGAUACGACCUCCCUAAGAGCUACAGGCUGCCGGUCACUGUGCUGCUGGCUCUAUGCAUCUACAAGGCCUUCCUCAUGGAGUUGUUUGUUCAUGUUUUCCUGUUGGGCAGCUGGACCGUCCUCCUGGUGAAAGCCGUGGUGACUGGAGCCAUCUCUCUUUGUUCACUCUUUCUUUUCGUCACCUUGGUUCACAGUAGCUAA